GUAGAAGAAUAAGGGAACAUCUCUGACGAACCCCACGACGUUUAUAUUCCAAGCUUGUCAUUUCGUUUAUGAAAUGAUAAGCAGGGACGAACUGACCUGCAAGAUCGCCGCUGGAAGGCAAGCCAUACACUCUGCUGCCUGGAGCAAGAAGCCCUUUGAAAUGAAGCACUGAGCCUGACAUACAACAUGACGCCUACAUCUAUGAGUUUCCCUUUUACCCUCGUUUGAUCCCCAAAAACAUACGUUCAUCCAUGUGCCACUUCUAUCUUACUUCCGCUAGUGAAGUCUAUCAUUGAAGGUCCUUGAAUUUAUAAAUUUGCAAUGCCUUCCAAUUCAGUGAAACCAAGCGCCCCCAACAUCAACACCAAUUCCAAUUCCAGCUUCACCCUCUCCCCUAACAACGAAGCCAUAAAAGCCGACGUCGAAAAAUUGCGCACCAUAUUUGCUUCUAGAAAUAUAACCCCACCCCUCGGCUGGCCCGCCGUCCACGCCUUCGAAUCCAGACAUGACAUAAUCCUCCCAGAGCCAUAUCGGACCUUCGUAGCCGAGAUCGCCAAUGGAUGUCAUGGCGGCCCUCAAGAGUACGGUCUCAAGCCGCUCAGUAAUCGCGGCGACAGAAAUGACCCAGCAGAAGGCCGUCUCGCGUUGCCGUUUCCGCUGACAAAACGGCGGAUAUGGGAGGACGACCCGGAACUUCCUGAGGGAUUCCCAGCAUCCGCCAUUGAUGGAGACGGGGAGGCGGGUAUUUUUGGCCGCGGUUGUCUAGAUCUGGGGACGGAGGGGUGCGGGAUGAAUUGGUAUCUUAUUAUUAGCGGAGAGCAUCGUGGGUAGAUAUGGCAUCUCUCUGGUGAGGGGGCUGCACCUUUCGGCGCGCCGUUUGGAUUCACGAAGGCUCAGCCGGGGUUUGCUGGGUGGGUGUUUCAUUGGGCUGCGGGGGAGAAUUUGAUGUGGGAGAGUGAUGAGGAGGAUGUAGACGAGGAGGAGGGAGGUUUGGGUGCAUGCGCCUGUUUGAAUUCACCCGUGACUGAGCAAUUGACUAUAUCUGUCCAACCAACUAGAGGAUCUGAGAGUAAAGUGUAAUUUAAAAAAGCUUGGGAAUGUAGAAGACGAGUUUUGCAAUUCUGCCAUCUCCCUGCCAUUGUUGCGGAGCUGAAGAUUUAGCAUUUAUUCUAGUUUUAAUGUACAUACAUGGUACAUGUGCAAAAAAUAUCAAAAUAUACAUUUGAUUUGUUUCCA
Molecule: messenger RNA, 1236 nt
Organism: Blastomyces dermatitidis ER-3
Lineage: Eukaryota; Fungi; Ascomycota; Eurotiomycetes; Onygenales; Ajellomycetaceae
Exons: 1
Coding region: 322-831 (169 amino acids)
Source: RefSeq, a predicted model, not a curated record